Neomonachus schauinslandi (Hawaiian monk seal) is the source of this 1608-nucleotide messenger RNA. RefSeq names its product interferon-induced protein with tetratricopeptide repeats 5. The transcript has 2 exons. Gene Ontology annotation, molecular function: protein binding; RNA binding. Gene Ontology annotation, cellular component: cytosol. The record is from RefSeq and is a predicted model, not a curated record. Gene Ontology annotation, biological process: defense response to virus. NCBI's taxonomy places the organism in Eukaryota, Metazoa, Chordata, Mammalia, Carnivora, Phocidae. Bases 88 to 1536 code for a protein of 482 amino acids.
CGCCCGCGCGCGCCCCGCCACUCCGCAGGCGGGGAUCCCAGUCCUGAGGAGAAAGCCCGAGGGGACUGCCGGCAGCGCCCAACCACCAUGAGUGAAAUUCCUAAGGACUCCUUGAAGGCCAUUCUGUUGGAGUUAGAAUGUCACUUUACAUGGAAUUUACUUAAGGAAGACAUUGAUCUGUUUGAUGUGGAAGAUACAAUUGGUCAACAGCUUGAAUUUCUUACCACAAAAUCCAGACUCACUCUUUAUAACUUAUUGGCCUAUGUGAAACACCUGAAAGGCCAAAAUAAAGAUGCUCUAGAGUGCCUGGAACAAGCAGAAGAAAUAAUCCGUCAAGAACACUCAGACAAAGAGGAAAUACGAAGUCUGGUCACUUGGGGAAACUAUGCCUGGGUAUAUUAUCACAUGGACCAGCUCAAAGAAUCUCAGAAGUAUAUAGACAAGAUAGGGAAUGUUUGUAAGAAAUUGUCCAGUCCUUCUAACUACAAGUUGGAGCGUCCUGAGAUUGACUGUGAAAAAGGGUGGGCACUCUUGAAAUUUGGAGGAAAGUAUUACCAAAAGGCUAAAGUGGCUUUUGAGAAGGCUUUGGAAGCUGAACCUGACAAUCCAGAAUUUAACAUCGGCUAUGCCAUCACAGUGUAUCGGCUGGAUGAUUCUGACAGAGAAGGGUCUAUAAAGAGCUUUUCCCUCGGUCCUCUGAGGAAAGCUGUUACCUUGAACCCAGAUAACUCCUACAUUAAGGUUUUUCUGGCACUAAAGCUUCAAGAUGUACAUGCAGAAGCUGAAGGGGAAAGGUAUAUUGAAGAAAUCCUGGACCAGAUAUCAUCCCAACCAUAUGUCCUUCGUUAUGCAGCCAAAUUCUACAGGAGAAAAAAUUCCUGGGACAAAGCUCUGGAACUUUUGAAAAAGGCCUUGGAGGUGACACCAACCUCUUCUUUCCUGCAUCACCAGAUGGGACUUUGCUAUAGGGCACAAAUGAUCCAAAUCAAGAAGGCCACACGCAACAGACCUAAAGGAAAGGAUAAACUGAAAGUUGAUGAGCUGAUUACAUCUGCUAUAUUUCAUUUCAAAGCAGCUGUGGAAAAGGACUCUAUGUUUGCAUUUGCCUACACGGAUCUGGCCAACAUGUAUGCUGAGGGAGGCCAGUAUAGCCAUGCUGAAGACGUUUUCCAGAAAGCCCUUCGUCUGGAGAACAUAACUGAUGAUCACAAACAUCAGAUCCAUUAUCACUAUGGCCGCUUUCAGGAAUUUCACCGUAAAUCAGAAAGUACUGCUAUCCACCAUUAUUUAGAAGCCUUAAAGGUCAAAGACCGGUCAUCCCUACGCACCAAAUUGACAAGUGCUCUGAAGAAAUUGGCUGUCAAGAGACUCAGCCACAAUGCUUCAGAUGUGCAGAGUUUAAGUGCCCUAGGGUUUGUUUACAAGCUGGAAGGAGAAAAGAGGCAAGCUGCUGAGUACUAUGAGAGGGCCCAAAAGGUAGACCCAGAAAAUGAAGAAUUCCUUACUGCUCUCUGUGAGCUUCGACUUUCUAUUUAAAUACAUACUCUAGGAAAUUAGUUCUAAGCUUUCCUCUCCAUUUUGGGUCAUUAUAUUUUUUUGUUUAUUAUU